AUGCCGCCCAUCCAGGGGACGUUCAAGCUCCUCCCUGGCCUCGCCCGUGCAGACGUAAACAAUGGCCCGAUCCGCCCCAUGACCUCGAAGCAGGUCAAGAAGGCCCAUAAAAAAGCUACCGCCCAACCGAAGCUGUCGCGCGCGGAGCAGAGACGUCUCGAGCUCGCGGAACAGGAGCGCAUCCGGAAGGAGUUCGAGAAGGAGAAGGCGGCGGCCAAGGCCCGGGCGGCCAGGGAGCGCAAGAAGCAGAAGGAACUGGCGGACAAGGAGGCGAAGCGGAAGAAAGGGCUGCCCCUUGUGGCUCCGAGGCCGAGUCAGGAGACAUUGUCACGGUUCAUGUGGGGGAAUGGGAGCGGGCUGAAGCGUGAUGGGCGGGGGACAACAGUUGCGCCCGCGCCGAUGGCUGCGGUGAGAGAGGAGUCGGCACAGCCAGAUGAUGAUGCGAGCAAACCUAACGAUGGGGAGGUGGAGGUCAACAAGGAGCCAGCUAUGGAUGAGAGGGGGGAGGAUGGUGCAGAUGUUCAUAUUGAGGAACCGGAGCAAGCACACUCACCAGACGCUGCAUCCCCCAUACCAAACGCAGGCACCGCACAGCCGGAAGAACUACCCGAACUCCAAGCAUGUGAAGAAACUAUACAACCUACAAAUCUUCAUAUCGACGAGCCGGAUGAUUUGGGUGCCCCAAGGCUGAGCCCACUCGCGCAACCUGAACCUCUGCCUGAGGUACAUGAGGGGAAAGAACAUUCACAGACCACAGAUUCUCGUGUUCAAGAGCUGAUUCCAAAAGGUCCACCACAACCAACAGGCCCUAGGCCAAGUAUUAGCAUUGGCUAUCAUGAAUCUCUGCCUGUGGCCCCAGGGGAGGGGGAGGCUUUGAGGUCUGCAGCAAGCGAAGGGAGCUUCAUCCUGGGAUCCUCAGAUAUGAUCGACGAUGAAUCCUUGCUUGAAUUAACCGAAUCCUUUGAACCCAAACCCGUAUCAGAAGGGCAGAAAAUCACAGCCCUAUGUCCGCAAAAUGCAGCAACUUCAAUCCCCGAAACAAAGAUACCGGACAACUUGCCAGACAACCUCCCCGAUAGUAUCCCCGACGAAGCCUCAAACGAUUUAGCUGUUGGGGCAAUCACACAGUUAUUCCACGAUAUGGAUGAUGAUUACGACUACGAAAUGACUGGGGAUGGGAUAAUAGAAUCGCACGAAACCCCAUUGGAAGAAGCAGCGCUGCCCCUCCCAGAACUUCACGAUGAUGAAACGAAACCCGAAGCGAUAUCUGAAGACCAGGUUUCGCCGCUACCACAGAGGAGUCAGAGACGCGGACUAGAGAGGAAAGUUUCCAGCUUUUUUGGGAGCGAGUUAGACGAUGAAUUGCUCUUACAACUGGAGUUGCCCGGCGAUGUUGCUGUAUCUCAACGUUGCCAGCCGGUAGAGAAGCCGCCGCAACAGGAGUCUCCCCCGAAACACAACCAUAACAUUGGCAGUACCGGCCACCGUAGCACACCAAGCUCACCCUUAGCUCCACGUCAACGACCUCCUCCAAGCACGCAAGCCAUCCUUCUCAACCUCGAUGACUACUUACCUUCUUCUACGCAACUAGCACUGGAACUCAACGAGGAUGAUAUUGAUGAAGACAUCCCUGCGGUUGAAGCUACCGAGCAGGUAGAACAGCACCCACCAACUCCACAUCAGCCCCCCUCAUCUGCGAGCAGACCGAGUGCGCGGCCGACAAAUGCUGCUUCACACAGCACUGGCCCGCCUGUUCGACCACAGAAGCGAUUCUUUAGCUCCUCUGGUUCUAAUGAGUCGUUACAUCUCGCACUACAUCUUAGUCGGCGCACGGCCGCUCUCGAGGGUAUCCGCAGGAGUGACCAGCGACGAGUCGAGGCUGGUUUUCUUCAAGAUCAAAGACGAACGAUAAGCCAGCCGCCGAGGCAUCAGCACAAGAGACCAAAAAUACCCAGCUUUUCCACGAAUUAUCAAGUGAAACAUAACCCGCCGGUGCAGAGUGUUACGAGGACAGCGAAGACCACGACUGAUGAGACACCAAAACCAAGCCCCCAUAACCCCACAAAGGGAAACCAAAGCGUCAGGAACGAGCACUCGAGCACGAAAUCAGCAGUGGAUAUCAAGGGAAUUGAUACAAACAAGGAGAAUAUACCGCCGGAAACGGUGGCUGAUGACCUCUUGGGCUCCGGCCUGCCAGCUUCGCAGGAGACGGAAUAUGGUGGCGCUUGGAUGGACGACAUUGGGUUGGAUUUGGUUAUCUGA
Messenger RNA from Clonostachys byssicola, 2262 nucleotides. Lineage: Eukaryota; Fungi; Ascomycota; Sordariomycetes; Hypocreales; Bionectriaceae. The record is from the annotation of a GenBank genome assembly.